AUGAACCGUUUACCGAGCGAGGUCAAGCAUAUGGUUGUGCAAAACAUCCCCGACCGCGACUCCAAACAAGCUUUGGCGUGUGUGUCGCGCGAGUGGCAGGUUGUUGUCGAGCGUUUCACGUUUGAGGAUCUCCAGGUCUUUUCCAACCAAGAGUACGAUGAACAGUCAGAAGCAGAGAAUCCGUCCGUGGACGAGCCGAUCAACUCAUGGGAGAUGUUCAAGCAAUGCUUUUCCGGGGGAAACGAGUAUCGACGCGUCUAUCUACGUCAUCUUGUUUAUCGAAUCGUCCUUGCGCCGUACGCGUCUUCUGAAAACGACAAGGAGCCAGAAUCAAGGCUGGUGAGGAGGCGCAACGACGUUCGCGCAACCCAUGCGGUGCAUAAGCUGCUCCGCUUCCUCUCUGAGUGGUCUCCGAACUUGAAGAGUCGCCUUACCCUGAAAAUGUUUGCCGAGUCCCCUUCCGACCGUCAACACUGGGGGCCUGACAACAACAACACUCCAGAACGUACCCAUGAUGUGACCACCCCGAGGCCGAGGCGCGGGCUGUGGUACCCGGACGAAUAUGUCUAUCCGGGCCACAGGCGGUGGAUAAACUCUCAAUUGAGCAUCUUGGACCACAUACCUGCCGAUAGCGACCCUUCCGAUAGCGACCUCAACGCCGAUGGGCGGCCCUUGAGUUCAGUUCCCCUCAUCAGUACACUCCACAUUGGCCCUUACAAUGGCCCAAAGGGUCGUAGGUUUGAUCCUUCUCGGCAAGUCUGGCUCACGAGCCUGAUGCCCGAGUUGGAGACGACAGAGUGGAGUGGCGACCACUACGGCAACCCUGGCAUAUGCUCGCAUAUCCACGACGACAUUACAAAGGCCAUUGAAAAGUACAGCCUACCGCCCACGCUCAAGCAUCUCGAGUUUCAUUUCGACCACGAUAGGCUUCCCGAUCCUAGAGUGCUCGUCAUCCCUCGCGAGUUUGUGCCACCUUCCGAGGCGAUACAAGAGAGCCAGGUAAUUGAUGACGGGGGCCUCCCGGCCGCUCUUCCCGACAAAGCAGAAGAAGAACCCUUCUGGAAAGAGCUUGAACGACUCGACGUGUACUUUGAAACCACGUCCCCGACCGGAAUGCGUUACUUCCAGUUCAACACUGUGCCACGCUCGGUCGCCCCCAUCUAUUACCGCGGCCCGCUCAACAACCGGCCCAUCUACGCUGCGCAAAGCAGGGAAGACUUCCUCGCGGUGGCAGCCGAAGAGGCCAUCUUGAUCCAACCGAGGUGGUCCCAGAUGAGCUUCUGGGGCAGCAGACUCCCCGACGACGUCGUCGUUGUCCCAUUCCUGCAGGCCUUCGUGCAGGCCAUCACGCGCAUGCCCAAGAUCCGAAGCGCCUGCCUGCACACUCUCAUCCCAGGGCCACAGCGCCCGCCCCACAGAGUCCUGUGGGGCGUCACCACUGGCAGCUGGCGACCCACCCCCGAGCUGCGCGCCAUGUGUCUUGCGGCCAGCUGGCUGCGGUUUGGGAUGGACGCCGAGCUGGUGUUCUUGCCGGAGAAUCGGCGGCCAAAAUCGGCGGCCAAAAUCGGCGGACCUUUCUGGCUGAAGACGCCCGGUUCCGACCCGAUCAGCCAGUGUGGAGAUCGGCGAUGUUAG
Molecule: messenger RNA, 1635 nt
Organism: Lasiosphaeria miniovina
Lineage: Eukaryota; Fungi; Ascomycota; Sordariomycetes; Sordariales; Lasiosphaeriaceae
Exons: 4
Coding region: 1-1635 (544 amino acids)
Molecular function (GO): protein binding
Source: RefSeq, a predicted model, not a curated record